Molecule: messenger RNA, 1322 nt
Organism: Leptonychotes weddellii (Weddell seal)
Lineage: Eukaryota; Metazoa; Chordata; Mammalia; Carnivora; Phocidae
Source: RefSeq, a predicted model, not a curated record
GGAAGGGCGUGGCCGUGCCUGGUCCCGCUUGGGGCGGAGUCGGCGCUCAGCUUCCCGCGGUGUUGGUGCGUCGCUCUCGAAGGGGGUCUUGCCUGGGCAAUAUGGUUCGGAAGCGCGCGGCCGGUAGGAAGCCGCAGGGACGCGAACCGUGCGGCCGGAAGGCCAAGGGCGAGAGCAUGGCCGGGCGUGAGGAGAAGGAGGCGGAUGUCUUGGAAGACAAGAAACCUCUAAAGAGGAGCCUUCUCUCCAAAGUCUCACAAGGCAAGAGGAAGAGAGGCUGCAGUGAUCCUGGGGGUCCAGCCAAAAAGAAAGUGGCCCAGGUGACUGUCAAAUCUGAAAACCCCAAGGUCGUGAAGGAUGAAGCCCUCAGCGAUGGGGAGGAGUUCAGGGACUGCGCCAGUGCCCGGAAGAAGUCACACCCCCCACAGAGAGAGGCUGCUGUGGACAAAGGCAGCUGUGAAGGAGACAAUGAGGAAGAAAGCGAAGAUGAUUGGGAAGAGGUCGAAGAACUUGGUGAACCUGUGCCAGGUGAUGUGGGAGAAAAUGCAGCCUUCUCUAAAUCUGUCCUGCCUGUGAAACCAGUGGAGAUAGAGAUUGAAACACCCCAGCAGGCGAAAGCAAGGGAAAGAAGUGAAAGGAUAAAAGUGGAGUUUGAGACCUAUCUUCGGAGGAUGAUGAAACGUUUUGGUAAAGAAGUCCGCGAGGACACGCACAAGGUUCACCUGUUGUGCCUGCUGGCAAAUGGUUUCUAUCGAAGUAACAUCUGCAGCCAGCCGGAUCUGCUUGCUAUUGGCCUGUCCAUCAUCCCAGCUCGCUUUACCAGAGUGCUACCUCAAGACGUGGAUGCCUGUUACCUGUCAAACCUGGUGAAAUGGUUCAUUGGUACAUUUACAGUUAAUGCAGACCUCUCAACCAAUGAACGCGAUGGUCUACAGACGACGUUGGAAAGGAGGUUUGCUAUUUACUCUGCGCGGGAUGAUGAAGAGUUGGUCCAUGUAAGUGAUUUCUCUUGGUGCCACUAUUUUCUAGGACCGUGAGCUAAUGACCAUGGCAGUCACGUGCCAGAUACCAUUCCGGUGUUUUCCAUGUUCUUCCUUAUUCAUUGCUUGUGAAAUAAAAAAUAGGUUCUGAAGCUCAGAGAGGCCAAAGAACUUUCUCAGGGUCAUUCCACUGGUAAGCACUGGAGUCAGGUUCAGGACCAGUGUGUGGGGUGGAAAGCCUGCAUUCGUUCUGUUGCUUGGUGUCCUGGGGCAUUAAGCAUGUACUUUUUGGUCAGGUGCCCUAGAAUUGUUUCCAUUAACUAUUCAAAAAUUAUGUUCAGA